AAGCAGAGAUUCCUUUCAAAAAGUACUUUUGCAACUCGCUGUACAUAACACAAACGCCAAUGAUCCGUACCAAUUAAAUCUUAUAAUCGUACUGGGUACCUACAGUAGUUGAGUUGAUAAAAUUGCAUUAGCACUAAUUAAUCUCUUAAACAAAUUUUAUGAUGAAUCAGUGUAGGUACGAGUACGUUACUGGUUACGAGACGAUUUCGAAUCAUAUUUAUUUUAUCAGUCGUCUCAACAAAUUUCUAAUCACGUCUGGACUAUAAAUAAAUAAAAUAGGACAUGGCGCGCUUUCUAAACACAUUACAUAAGAAGCUUCCUAAAUAACAAUCCUUCGAUAUGUAUGAAAAUGAGUUGACGCUUGAAAAACGUCGUAUAGUUAAUUCUGGCAACACCGCCGCUGAGCUGUCAGGCACGCCUUGUCAAUUGUCAUUCAUCCAGUACCUCAUACGCACGAGCGUAGUGUCGCGAGCUAAUAUAAUUGAUUUUCGUCGUGUUUAAUCACAGUAACAAUGUUGUAUUAGUGUCCUAUCGUGUAUAAGAGGAGUGAACAAUAUGGCUUAUGAUAUAACGUGGAUUAUCCCGCGGCUGCGAAGCCCGGGACGGUUGUGGACGUGUGCGAGCUCUAUAACCGUGGCUGUUGUCGGACUCUUCAGCAAAUUUAUCGUAGAGUUCCUGAAUAAAACUACAGUGUACAAUAAAGAACAGUUGACAGCGGCUAUGAAGAGGCCUCCAGGAGUGCCGCUAAUAACAGUGUCCAACCACCACUCGUGCUUCGACGACCCCGGCCUCUGGGGCGUGCUAGACGCGGGAACGUUAGCCGGUUCCAUGGGUCGCCGAAUGCGAUGGUCAUUAGCAGCACAUGACAUUUGCUUCACGAACGCUCUGCACGCCGCUUUCUUCGCGCUCGGCAAGUGUGUGCCUGUCGAACGAGGAGCGGGAGUUUAUCAGCCUGCGAUCGACUUUUGCAUCGAGCGGCUGACGAGAGGCGAGUGGGUGCACAUCUUUCCUGAGGGACGAGUCAACGUCAAUAAGGAGCACAUCAGAUUCAAAUGGGGCGUGGGCCGAAUGAUAGCGGAGUGCGCGGAGGCGGGCCACGCGCCGCUCGUGUUGCCCAUCUGGCACGAGGGCAUGGACGGCGUGCUGCCCAACGCCGAGCCCUACCGGCUGCGCGCCGGCAACCGCGUGUGGCUGGCCGUCGGGCAGCCCGUGCCGCUCGCCAACCUGCUGGCCAGGUUAAAAGAAUCAAACGCGAGCGAAGAAGAGACGCGGCGAGCGAUCACAGAACGCGUCCAAAAUGAGCUGAUGCGACUGCGGAUGAAAACGCAUGAAGCACUCAAACGGGUGCUCGGCGUCGCACCUGCGUUACUGGCUGGCAGGACAGACAUCCUAACGCAGCCGACAGACACACACGGCGACGGCGAUUACGCACACAACCACACCAACGGGAAAGAGAAGGAGCCAGAAAGAGAAAAAGACAAGGACAUCUAGUUCCUUUACCUUAAGUGUACCGUGUAUGGAUUCUGUGGCUAUCGGGUCCUGCGAGAAAGGUUGCAUGCGAGUUUCUCCCCUUAGCCCUUUAAAGGCAGGUGUCAGGAAUUAUGCAAAAUCGAAUCCUAUCACUUUGAAAUAAAGUUCAUAAUCAGGUGGGAAAUACCCUUUACGCAGGUUUUAAACCUGGUAUGUAUGUAAGUACAUUAGGUUCACCAAGGCCAUUUACAUGGUACGAGUAUCUCGCCUCUGUCUUAACAGGGAACCUGAAGACCUGUGCACACCGGACGCGUGUGCGUAGACGCGCGUUGUAUUUCACAGAUCUUUAUUGGAGACGGCACACCGCUUGCGUGACGUGUGCGUGCACGGUUUCAACAUUCUAGUGCACGUCUACAGCUACAGCACAUGCAGCUUUGGCCUUUAUUGCAAAGCAAUAAAGUCCAUUGAGUGUCGCUGAUUGAGUUUGUCAAACGAUUUCGCCUCAAAGAAACUUGUAUCAAGUAAAUAAGUCUUUAAAGUGAUAAUGUUAAAGGAAAAUCUCAACGGACUCGAAAAUGCCUGUGGACAUUUGUCGCUCGAAAUGUUGAAAAUGAAAAGAUGAUGGAGCAUAAUUAAAUAUGCAAAAUAUUUCUAACCAAAAUAUGUAAUGGAGAAAGGGUAUGGAAACUUUAAAGUUACCAGCCAUAAUAUUUAGCUACGUAGAACCGGUCCACAAUGCUACCUACUUAUGUCUACUUUAUUUAAUCAUCAUUUCUCGGCUGGUCAAUGAAAUCGCUCAGAAAAAUCUAAGUUUUAUGGCUCUGGUUGUGGUCUGGUCUGGUCUAUCUCGGCUAUAGCAAACCAUUGCAUUUCCAUCCGUUAAAAUAAGAACCCUAAGCACGAAUAAUUUCGUACAUUGGCACGCCAUUUUCUAUCCAUCGCACGCAAUUAUAUUGCUGUCUCGCCGGUGAUGCAGCGGUCAAUGCCACUGUGUGAACGUUACAGUAAUAUACGGCGUGUCAACGUACGAAACUCCUUGUGCUUAGCGUCCUUACUGUGACAAAAGUAUGCAAAUUUUUCUGACAAAACGAGCGACAAACGACCAUAAUAGCGCGAUGCCUUCGAUACCGACUUUGACAGUGUAAUUAUUAUUUUGACAGCAAGAAAAAUGUGUCUCGAUUUUGACAGGAAAUGAAUUUAGCUAUCAAAUGUAAAUCAGGCAAAAAUGUCACAAACACUUAAAAAUACCGUAAGUUGUCUUACUUUUUAUAUCCAGUGAUACCUAUACCUACUGUCAAGGUUCUGUAAAGGAUCCUCUAUAAAACUAAUUAGUAGUAAUAAUUAACCAUAUCAAUUUUGUGCGGCAUCGCGCGAGUAAGAGAAUUUUGUACGAAACUUUACAUUGUUAACUUAUAGAUAGCAUGCGGUGUCUAAUGAUAUGUAUUGGUAAUUAAUAUUACCGACCAUUAAUUAAUAAUAGUGAAAUAAAAUUUAUUUUGUAUUUGUCAAAAAUACGAAUUUUAAAUAAUGAGUGGGCAAAGUUGGACUAGGGUGGGCAAAGUCGUACAUUUUUACUGUACUGACGCUUAGCAUGAACCAUGCCAGUUUUGUGUGUGACUAAUAUUAAUGCAGUGACAUUAAGCCAUUGGUGGCUUAACUUUUUUUUGUGUAAUGCCAUUAAUGUGUACAUAUCAUUAAACGACCGUGCAACCGGAAACGAUGCAAUAGUAGACGUUAUGUUAAGUAUUAUUAGGUAGGAAAUCGCUCGGCACGGGCCGUGCGAAGGCGUCGGUGCUGUUAUUAUGCUUAGAGUACAGUCAGCAGCAAAAGUAUAGUAAAAUAUAAAGUGUAGGUGCGGGCAAAGUUGCCAAAUACGAGUGUCUCAACUUUGUUCAAUAUUUUAACAUGUAAAAGUUGUGUAAGUCGUUGUCUAAGUACCCUCAACACAAGCCUUAUUGAGCUUACUGUGGGACUUAGUCAAUUUGUGUAAUAAUGUCCCAUAAUAUUUAUUUAUUUAUUUUUAUUUAUUUAAAAGUCUACCUCCACUAAGGCUUUUACAAAUUUGAAAUGGAUUAUUCUUAAAGCAAUAGAGGUGUCUGUCGAUCAUUUUAGGCACUUGUUCCGCACAUCACUUAUGUCGCUGACUGUAUGAAUGUUGUACGAAUUCUUCUUAAGGCUAUUUUUGUUAUUUGUACUUGUUUUGCUUACCUGUGAUGUGUAGGACUCGCGCAGUGGAAUCUUGUUACUUUGCUCCAAAUGAUUCUAGUAACCUAGGAAAACAGCAAAGGUAUUGAUCAAAAUAAUGACUAAUGAGUACAUAAUAAUAGUACAAUCGUAAAAAUUGUCAAAUAAAGAUAAUAUUUUUUUAUUUAUAUAAAUCAUGUUAAUUAAUAGUAAUUUGAUAGAUACCUUUUUCCUUCUAUAUCCUAUUGCUUAAUUUUUGUAUGUUUAUAUAGUGCAAUAAUAUCUGAUAAUUCUAGGCGGGCAUAAAAUAUAUGCGAAUGGAUUUGAUUACAAUGAUUGUCACAUCCUUACAAGUUGCUCUAUUUAUAUAUAACUUAUUGCAGGUGGUAAUCAUAAACGUAUGCCGUAACCCCUUUGGCUAAAGUAAGUUAGGUUAUCGGUAAUAGUGGGCAAAGUUGCAAGUUUCCCGGCAUCAGCGCCGACGCCGGUGUGUGUGCGUGAGUGGUGUUGUGUCGUGAUCGGUGUUAUCCGUGUGAGUAUCGUAGCCGUUCCGGCUGCCGUUCUCUAGUCUACACCAACGAAGUUACUGAUUGCAAUGUUAUCCCGUUUGGUGUUUUAUAUGACAUAGGAUUUGGCUAGUCGGACCAAGUUAACUCUCCGCUGACUAUGCAAUGACAGAGGUCAGUUUCAUCAUAAACGUCAAAUGACUGAAAUUAUUACGUGUAUAGCGACACAUCUUGUCGCGUCAUAGUCGAUGCAGAUUAAACUUAGACGGACUCCAUAGAUGUCUUCGCAAUAGAAGUGGGCAAAGUUGUAUUCAAACUAUUCAUGUUCUCGUCUUAUUAUGCUCUUUUCAAUUUAUUGCUUUCAUGAAAUUAAUAAAAAAAAAUAUUGAACUCAAGUAUGUGGAUAAGGUGUACUUACUGUAUACUCUUCUUAACCUCUCUUUGAAAUUUGUAUCAAAUUAUUUAUUCAAAUAACUUUUAUUAAAGCUCGUUACCUAUCCAGUUAGGUAUUAUUUAUUGAUAACUUCUAUUGCUAUCGAUAUAAUUUAACUGUCAUACAUAACACCAACAGGAAACUAUAGGAGUUUUUAUAAAAAUACUCUUCCUUUUUUAAUGUAUUUGCUAAAGGCAACGGUAAUAGAGUAAAACGGCGGCCCAUUUCAAGCGUAACAACAUAUUUUGUAAAACAUUUUUAAACUAUUUUCUACAAAAGUUUACCCAUAUAGUGUAGAUAUUACACUUGUAUCAUGUGCAGUUACUGCGAAAAUGUUGGGUAAUGCUGCCCGAUUUAAUUGAAAAUUGAACAAAUAUUUGUAUAAAUGUUGAUGACAUUUCAUACACGGCUGCUGAAUUUUAAGCGUCCAAAGGACGUCUAAUGUUCAACGUUUUCGUAAGUUGACUGUACUAUCGGCCGCCAUAUUAAAUGUCUGCACCAAAGACCUUUUAUAGCCAAUUAUAUCGAACCGUUUUAAAAUAUAUUCUACCACGUUUUUUUCAAAUUAUUAAAAAUCAUGUAAAUAACGAUUGAUAUGUUUGAAUCUUAUUUAAAUUUUAGACGUAGGGCUUGACAGUCGAACGGCAUUCCUAUUUGAGUGACACAAUUGUAUGCCUCGGGAGGCAUUUUUAAGUUUAAAAAGCACGCAUUUGGGUUAAAAUUAUUUUAUCGUUGUCUUGUUUCUGACCACUUUUUCGCGCUUGGAUUUGUGUUUUCUAUCAAAUAAAAAAAUAAAAAAACGAGUGCUAUUGUAUGUCUUUCUAGAUGUAGAUUAUAUUACAUACUAUUUAACAUGAGAAAAAUUAGAUUCCUUCACAUUUUUUGAGGACAAAAAACAUGACAACGAAAAUAAUUUUGACCCAUUUGUUAAAUCGCCUUGUGAACUUGUGCCUCGCGAGGCAAACGAUGUUCAGCUUCUAUGAAUUUGUAUGUUUUGUGAUACAUACUUCGUGAGGCAUACUCAACAUGUAAGUUCAAAUAUGGGCAUGUUUUAGACCGCCUGCAGAGAAAGGCUAAGUCCCUAUGUAUUAGCACUAAUUUAAGAUUCUAUGUUUUAAUAGCGCUAUUGGUUGUUGUUGUAUUUUAAGUACAUAUUAUGUCAGUUAGGUUAGUUUUCCAUGGUGCGGCGAGGCCAAUUGACGCUACAAGUUUUUAUUCAGGCAAGAUUGGUGCGUUAACAACUACGCUUAAUUAAACUUUGCUAUAUGCGAUAAAUAUUAAAUAUUGUAAUAAUAUACAUGCAAAUAUUGUAGUAAUCAUAAGUAUGUAUUUAAUGGAUGUUCUUUAAUGAUUCGAAAUUAAAUUAUUCUUAAUGGGAUCGGUAGAAGAUAGGUCGAUACUGUAGAUAACGAUUUAAUUCUGCAUCGCAAUACCGAUACAUUAUCCCUAUGUUUGCUCAAUCUAAUAAUAUGAGCAAAAUUGAGUUAAUUCGCGAACAGUUUGGCAAAGUGGGCAAAGUUAUCUUACGAGAGUAAAAUCAGACUAGAAUUACCGAUAUUAUCAAAAGUGGGUAAUAAUUAAUACUGUCUUACUAUUCAUAAGGGCUUGUUGCUAGGUCUACAUGAAUAAAGUAUAUUUGAACUGAACUGGGCAAAGUUAAAUUUACUACCAAAAUUGCACUUAAGAAUCACCAAUGUUGCCAGAAUACAAACGUUUACAAAUACCGCCGCGCCUUGCUUCCUACGCCAACCAGUCUUCCGACCGCCGGCGCGCACAAGUUUGGGUUAUUUAAGUGUAAGUGGUAGGCUGUCAGAAUACUAGAUAUUGUGAAAAGCAGAUGUAAUAAAAAAUGUAAUGUCAUAAUUUUAUUAGUUUAUGAGUAUGACAUAAUGAUAAUAUACCAUUGACUGUUCAAGUUUAUGGUUGAAAUAUACUUCAGUAAACACGUCAGUUUUUAAGGCAUACGUUGAACAAGAUCUCCAUUCGUAUUCAGUCAUGUAAUGUCUAAUGUGUAUAAAAAAAUCAUACAUUUUAACCAUAUAAUAUGCUAAUUAUGCAAAUAUUAUUUGCAUAAUUGGGUAAAGUUACCUUAGCAAAGUGCAAAGUUAGCGGGAAUUAUUUUUGUUGCCCAAUUAGUUCUUGAAAGCCAUUUAUAGUCAGACAAUACGUUGGCAGCGAUUUUGACCCAGACAGUUCAAGUUCAAGUGUUAUUUUAAACGUCAGACUUCUAUGAAAUUAUGACGUUUACUUAACACUUGCACAGGCUGGACUAUCAAAAUCUCUGCCAUCUUAGCUUGGUCUAACUGUAGCUGUUUAGUGUACCUUAUGCAAUAUUGUAAUAUGCAUAUACUUAAAAUAUACUUAAAUAAUUAUACUACCUACAUGCUACGGCAUGGCAGUUUUUUUUUUAAUUUCAAAAUUGACGUAAGAUUAUUUGUGAUAUUAUUACAUCUGCUUUUUUUAUAUUUCCUGUUAUGCUUGGUACGUCGUUGAAAUUGUGUAUUUAUGUGAGUAAAACUAUAAAUUAGCGGGCGGUAAGCGCCAUACGACUGAAUUGGCACUUAGAUUCAUAGUGUCAAUGUCACUCAGAUUGCCAGUGCUAAUAAGGUUUAAACUACUAAAUUAUCUCUACAGAGGGCGCUUGUCACAUACAGAUGAACGAGUGAAUGUGAGCGCAAAAUAUUAAGCUAAAAAAUAAAUAAAAAUCUUGAAGAAACUUUUUGGUCCAUCUUGCAGUUGGCGGUUCAACUUGCUGUUACGAAAAAAAAACCUACUAUGAGUAGUUUCAAAAUCUCAAUGUUACUACAUGAUUUUUUUUGCUAUGUACGUGACCUUAUCUCUCGUCCACAUAGGGUAAACCGUCUAUUACUGGCCACCUUAUACUAAAAUGGCUAAAAUAAGAAUUAUAUUUAUUUAUUUACACAAUUCAAGUAAACUAACGGACCCGGGUACGUCCUUAAACUACGUCCACAAGAGAGGUAUGGGCAUUGUGAAUGUCAUCUUGCUUUGUGUGGUAGGGCACAGCACAGCGGAUGUCAUUCCAGAUCUAGAGCAGAGCCCAACUGGGAAAGUACCUCCACCUUACAGAAAACCGCAGCCAAAUAACACUAGACCCUACUCAUAGUGUUGUGCUCCUGCCGGUGAUUAAGGUUGCCAGAGCUCAACGAGGGGGGAGGGGUGUUAGGGUCGGCAACGCACAUGUAACUCCUAUGGAGUUGCAGGCGUACAUAGGCUAUGGAGACUGCUUACCAUCAGGCGGCUGCUUGUUUGCCACCGACGUAGUAUAAAAAAAAAAACUAAAUAACUAUCGUUCUGAUGAUUAACUCAGAUUAUGUGAUUAUUAAACAAAAUCCCUUUUAGUAUAAGGUGGCCAAUAAUAGACGGUUUACCCUAUUUUGGGAUUCUGCGCCUAUUUCAUAUUAAUAACAAUCAGACAGAGGCGUAUCUGUACUAACAAACAGUGCAUUCGAACACUAUUUAUUGACCACAAUAAGAUCUGAAUCUCUUCAAGGCUAGAGUAAAUAGGUAUCUCAUAGGUAAGCGUGCUCCACCGUAGACCGCAUCAUCACUUACCAUCAGGUGUGAUCGUGGUCAAACGUCUGCCUAUCCUCCAUUAAAAAAAAAAAAGAGUAUAAUUUUCAUCCAUCUGUAGCGUAAGCCUGAUCAAAUGGCGCGAAUUAUCGUUUUCGGUGACAGUUAAUCUCUGGUUGGAUUUAAUGCUCAGAAACGCCCUCUAUGUAUUUUUAUCCUUAUUAGUACUGUCAAGUGUGAAGAAAUAUAUCGUUCAGCCGAGGCGUGGGCGUCGCUAUUCAAUACGCUUUUUACUCGUGUAUUUUUUUUCGAAAAUAAAAUUGAUGGACUGGU
Cydia pomonella (codling moth) is the source of this 8457-nucleotide messenger RNA. It is a transcript of the gene Taz, whose product is annotated as tafazzin. NCBI's taxonomy places the organism in Eukaryota, Metazoa, Arthropoda, Insecta, Lepidoptera, Tortricidae. The coding region runs from base 556 to 1491 and encodes 311 amino acids. The record is from RefSeq and is a predicted model, not a curated record. Gene Ontology annotation, molecular function: 1-acylglycerophosphocholine O-acyltransferase activity. Gene Ontology annotation, biological process: cardiolipin acyl-chain remodeling; inner mitochondrial membrane organization. The transcript has 7 exons. Gene Ontology annotation, cellular component: mitochondrial membrane.